This is a messenger RNA of Bipolaris oryzae ATCC 44560, 312 nucleotides long. RefSeq lists its product as uncharacterized. Lineage: Eukaryota; Fungi; Ascomycota; Dothideomycetes; Pleosporales; Pleosporaceae. The coding region runs from base 1 to 312 and encodes 103 amino acids. The transcript is spliced from 2 exons. The record is from RefSeq and is a predicted model, not a curated record.
AUGAUCCUGUGGGCGCUUCUGUGCAGCUCCUCGACGCCCUCCUAUUCGCCCUCGUGUUUGAUGUACGUAUCACAGUCGACGGCUGCACGGCGAGCGUUCCUGGAACUAGUCGCGAACGAUGCUGCCAACGCUGCUCGACAGUCUGCAAAACCGACAGGUACGACGCCUGUCGGACGGGUUCCCUUUUGUCGGCGUUGCAUAUUGGCUGCUGCCAACCCCGCAUUUUGCUGCAUGGCAUUGGCGUUUUCAAGAACAGCCAAGCUCCAUGAGCUACCCCAGUCAACGAUGCGCCCGCUCUUCAAAUGGCCGUGA